CUUUGGAGAUAUAUGCCAAAAUUACGGUUCUGAAUCAAACAGCAUCUACACAUACAAUCUCAUAGGAGAUCCGGACAACAUUGGAAACCAAACAUUAGAGGUAACAAUGAAACCUAGCGGAGAAAAAUGUGAGGAGAAAGUAUUUGGUCAUAAAGAUGAAAAGAAAAUUGACUGUUCUUCCAAAUCUACAGACGAAAUCACAAUCAGAGUGAAAAACAUCACUUCUUCGAGUGCAGUAUUGUCAAUAUGCGACAUUGAGGUGUAUGAGUGUACUGAUGGUCACUAUGGUGCCUCCUGUAUAGAAUGUACCAGGAAAUGCAAAGCUGGUGAUACUUGUGUCAAAUCUGAUGGAUGGUGUCC
Messenger RNA from Owenia fusiformis, 360 nucleotides. NCBI's taxonomy places the organism in Eukaryota, Metazoa, Annelida, Polychaeta, Sabellida, Oweniidae. The record is from the annotation of a GenBank genome assembly.